AUGAGAACUUGUAGCUUUACGAAGUACUUGUCAAGAUCCAGAUCCGUUUCACGGUCUUCUGAUCCAACGGAUAAUACCUUGUCGGGAGACAUCAAGUUAUUAGACAACGUUGUUUAUUUCAAAGGACUCAAUAACCAUGAGAGUAUAACUAGUAAUACCAUUCCUGUCGUGAGGGGAUCAUUGCAGUUGAGCCGAAACUGCAUGAAUCCAGAUGUCAUCCCUUUUAUUAAAACGAUCAGCAUAGACCUCAAAGGAGUUGAAACCUCUAUCAAAAAUAUACCCGCCGCUUGCGGAUACAAAUCAGAAACAUCAAAGAAAAUCUUAGUCAAACAAACAUAUUCAUGGAAAGUAUAUGCUCCAAUAUCUGACACAAAAGAAGUGUAUCCAUUUCAGUUUAUUCUCUCCAAUGAGCUGGUAGAAUCGUUCAAGCUUAACAGAGUAGGCUCUAUGUUUUACUACGUAGAGGCAGCUGUGGAUUACUUUUCCUGUAGCUCUGAUGGCGGUUGCGCAAUUACUCAAUUUCAUCCCCCUAUAAGGGAAAUAAAGGCCAUCAGAUGUCCUUUGGAUAAUUCCAACUUGGCAAGUGAAACAGCUUUAGUGGAGGGUUGCUGGCGGUCUCUGCUGAAUUAUGAAGUCUCUCUGAGUAAAAAAUUAUUAACUACUUCUGCUGACGAUUCAUUUAAUGUAAGUGUUUCCUUAAAGAACUUACAUCCUGAUGUUUAUCCUCCGCCUUUCAGAAUAUUAGGAUACAAAUGCUGGUUAAUUCAGAGGGUAACGGUCCCUGAGGGCCACACUGCCAACAGAUGUCUAUUAGAAGCUUCAUCGGAGUCCUUUUCAGAACUUGAAUUGGAGCUCUCUCUGCACAAUUUUAGAUCCCAGCUAACUCCAUGCAUAACCACACCCACAAUGACCAUCUCGCACACGCUUAAAAUCAGCAUAAUACUCCAAGAACUGCCCAAUCUCAUAAAUAAUACUUGCAAAGCUUCUAACAAGAUAGAAGUUGCUUUAAAUUGCCCUGUUAUAUUACUAGACGAGCUAUCCCUAUUAGGUUGUCUCCCUCCACCAAAUUAUGAGAAUCCUUCUUGCGCGGAAUCGAUUGUCCCAUCAUUAGACAGCGAUAGCAUUUCCCUGUCUUCUGAGGAAGAAGAUCAACAGAUAUCAUCUGAUCUUGAUUCUCUUCAGUUGAAUUUCGGAAAAGAUCAGGUAUUGCACAACUUUUUAAUGUACACCACAAAAGAACCCCCGCCAUUGUAUACUAUAUAA
Komagataella phaffii GS115 is the source of this 1263-nucleotide messenger RNA. RefSeq lists its product as hypothetical. NCBI's taxonomy places the organism in Eukaryota, Fungi, Ascomycota, Pichiomycetes, Pichiales, Pichiaceae. The transcript has a single exon. The record is from RefSeq and is a predicted model, not a curated record. The coding region runs from base 1 to 1263 and encodes 420 amino acids.